This is a messenger RNA of Ilex paraguariensis (yerba mate), 339 nucleotides long. NCBI's taxonomy places the organism in Eukaryota, Viridiplantae, Streptophyta, Magnoliopsida, Aquifoliales, Aquifoliaceae. The record is from the annotation of a GenBank genome assembly.
AUGACAAUAGAUAUGCUCAUAAAUGACAUUAACAUGAAUCCAAAAGGUGCUGAGAAGCCAAUAGUUGCUAUGAAGACUUUAGGGGCUGGACAUAAGAAUAAGGUGACAAAGACCCAAGACAAGAAACAAGAAAGGAAGUGGAGACUAUUGAAGACUAGAAGAUUCAAAGUGCAUAAGGAAAUUUAUGAGAAGAAAAGGUUUAGGAAAGGGAAAGAGAUGAUGGUGCUUCUUAAGAAAUUGAGGAACUCCAAUGGAAAUGAGGAUAGAGAAGUGCAGGUUAGGCCUUCGAGCUUAGAAAACCAUAUGCAUCUACAAUCUCAAGAUUCAACAGUCCAUUAG